AUGCAGGCUAAUGAAAAAAAGUUAUUGAAUUCUACAGCGGAAGAAUAUCAUAAACUGACGGGAAUUCAUAUUCUCAUGGGUAUAUUUGGACUGCCAAGACUAAGGCUGUAUUUCAUAAAAGGAAUCGACAUCCCCAUAAUAACCCAACUACCUAGAGAUCGAAUUUUCAAAUUACGAAACUACCUACAUGUUGUUGAUAACCUCAGCAUUUCAGAUCAAGAAAACCAAUCAAAUACGUUUUGGAAAGUGCAACCGAUUCGUGAUUCAGUUCGAGCCAAGUGUAUCACCUUGCCAAGGACAAAAGACUUAUCUAUUGAUGAACAAAUGAUACCAUUUACAGGCACUUCAAGCUUAGUCCAAUACGUUAAAAAUAAACCAAAUCCCGUUGGGUUGAAAAAUUUUGUUCUGGCGAUACCCUCAGGGUUGGUAUUAAAUUUCUUCAUUUACCAGGGAGCUAAAACCUGGCCAGAUGGUUCACCAGAGAAGGAUUUGGGCAUAGGAGGGAGUGUGAUGAAAAAGGUUUCUGAUAAUUUGUCACCUGGACACGUCCUUUAUUUUGAUCGUUAUUUCACUUCCCUCAACCUACUCGACUAUUUAUUAACUAAAGGGAUCUUAGGAGUAGGAACUAUUAUGAAUAAUAGGGUGCCUCGAGUUGUAAGAGAUAAAAUUAAAAAAGAUAAAGAUCUGCUAUCAAAUGGUCGGGGUUCGUAUGAUGAAUGGGAGAGAACUGAUAAAAAAAUGUCAUUACUGAAGUGGAUGGACAGCAGAGCCGUCACAAUGGCAUCUACAUCGUCAGGUUCUGCGCCGAUAUGCGAUCUUCACAGUUACAACCGCUCGAUGGGCGGUAUAGAUCUUUGCGAUCGAUUCAUUUCAUAUUAUCGCAUUUGCAUGCGAACAAAGAAAUCGCCAGUGCGGGUAUUUUGGCACUUCAUUGACUUGGCCAUCACUAAUGCGUGGAUAGAGUACAAGCAGGAUUGCUUAGCGCGUGGAGAUCGGAAGAAUACCGUCAUGGAUUUGCUAGAGUUCAAACUCUAUAUUGGUAGAUCUUUAGCUCUCGGAGGCCAAAGACAGAAGACUUUACACGAUCGGGGGAACAAUGAUAGUGCCGAAGAGAAUAUACCGGCAAAACGCAAGAAGUCAACAUCAUUGCCACCCAAGGACGUCAGAAAAACCGGCAACGAUAAUUUGCCGAUAUGUAGUGUAAAUGACAAAAACUCCUCCUACAUGCGGUGCAGGAAUGAAGGUUGCACAAAGAAAACUCGGUUCAACUGUCUCAAGUGCCAGGUAGACUCGAACGAGUAUGAAAAUAAUGAGAUUAAAGAAGCAGCUUGGAGAAGUAUCAUCGCUGAUUACAACAUAUCCGACGGUAUGAACUUGUAA
Acanthoscelides obtectus is the source of this 1380-nucleotide messenger RNA. The record is from the annotation of a GenBank genome assembly. NCBI's taxonomy places the organism in Eukaryota, Metazoa, Arthropoda, Insecta, Coleoptera, Chrysomelidae.